Molecule: messenger RNA, 1318 nt
Organism: Branchiostoma floridae (Florida lancelet)
Lineage: Eukaryota; Metazoa; Chordata; Leptocardii; Amphioxiformes; Branchiostomatidae
Product: C-type lectin domain family 4 member G-like
Exons: 5
Coding region: 80-1045 (321 amino acids)
Source: RefSeq, a predicted model, not a curated record
AUCAUCAUACGGUUGGGAGGAUGGAGAAAAUGCAAUACAAUGCCUUGAUACUGACAAGAUAGAGACUAUAAAAGAUGAGAUGAAUGCUAAUAUCCCGGACAUGACAGUUUGCGACGAUUGUAUGGCCCGUGAGACAAGCUGUGGGAAUAUCCGAUGUGGUCUCCCCGAUGACUACCGCUGUGGGCUGAUCUAUUCCCCCGGAUACCCGACUGCAUUCCCUCCUUCCGUCAUCUGCCUGUGGACCAUUGAUGGUCCUCCUGGAAGCUACGUCACCCUUCUCCUGCUUGACGUUGAUUUGCCCGGCAACUCUGGAGGCGUCUGCACAAGUCGUGUGCUGCAGAUCAGAGAUAGAUUCCUAGCAGUAAGGUGGAACACAAUACAUGGGCUUUGUCGUGGUGAGGACGAACAGAAGCUCUAUGUUUCCAGCUCAAAUGACAUGCAGUUGGCCAUGCUGGCGACGAGUAACAGCGCUGAAAUUGGCGGCACUCGCGGAUUUAUGGCAACGUUUAACAUCAGCACUUUCAUCCCCAGCCGCCAGGUGGAUAAACUUCCUCAUGAUGCAGGAUUCAUCUGUCCAUGCGGUUGGCACUUGUUCCGCCGAAACUGCUACCAGACUUUCCGACACAACGUGCCGCUAAGCUGGGUUGAAGCAGACGUCAAGUGCCGCGAGUAUGGCGCCAACUUAACCAGCAUCGCACAUCUCCAGGAAAUGGAAUUUCUCCAUGUGCUUUUGGUCACCAACGUUGUAGUCAAACGUAUCGCUGACCCGAAGCUUUUCAUUGGUCUUCACGAUGUCAUCAGGAACCGAACCUUCGUGUGGACAGAUGGCAGUCCCGUGACGUUUACUGACUGGUCAUUAAUGGAUCUGAGAACCGGAUUCCCUCAACCAGACGGCGCCAAGCUUAACUACUGUGUUGCCAUAGUGAUGAAGAACGUCUGGGGAACUGACCAAUGGUACGAUGUGCCUUGCGAUCAGCAAGACACGCGGUCCUUCAUCUGCAAGCAGAAGGCAGAGCGGGUGACCCGUCCUGGGAACAAUGGGUGAAAACACAUGGUGUCUUGGGCAGGGAAUUUCGUGUUUUGCAUGACUUACGGAGAGGGUUUUGAGCUAGAAAUUAUGUCAAACGGCAAUGAAUAUGUUAUAUCUUAACCGAAACUUAGCGUAAGAUUCCGAGUGAAGCAGAGAACGUGAAUAUGGAUAAGGCUUUACGCAGAUGUUAUAUUAGUUAAUCAUGUUGGGAAUAUUGUAUCGAUCCAUGUUUUUUUUUAUUAGAUUAAGUUAUUAAUAAAGGAAAUAUAAUACAUGUUUAAAAUGCAU